GAAAAAGUUUGAAAUUCUAAGUUGUAGAGCCUAAUAUGACUUUAUAUAGCUGAAGCAAAACACCAGUGUGACCUACUUAUGAAGUGUUUGUAAUAUAAAGCAAGUUUGUUUGCUUUUGUUUUUUUAUAAUAGCAUACUUUUAAGAUUUUUUUUUUUAAAAGAAACAAACCGCAUUAAUUAGCUUGUCUUAUUGACUUACCAUCUCAAGACUUGAGCAUGAAGGAAGAGAUUGCAGCAACAGUGUUUUUUAUUGCAAGACUAGCAAAGAAACAUGGUAAACUGGAUCGUGUUCGGAGGGAGAAAUUUGCUGUGGAACUAACUUCAGUGCUCUUUGAAAGUUACAAAAGUCAUUGGUACCCAGAAAAACCAACCAAAGGACAAGCUUUUAGGUGUCUAAGGAUGAACAAAGCUCAAAUGAGAGACCCAGUUAUCGAACGUGCUUGUUGCCAGAGUGACAUUGUUUAUGAAGAUCUUGGAUUACCAAAGGAAAUGACCAUUUGGGUUGAUCCAGGAGAGGUGUCAUGCCGGUAUGGUGAGAAGUCAACCCCAUUUUGUGUUACUCAGUUCGAGGGUCAAAAGAGAGAUGGGGAGUUCUCCCGUAGGAUAAAUAAUGCUGUGGAAAGGGCUUCAUCAGACUACCACUCUGGAACCUCCUCUGAUGAGGAGGGAGGAAACACCAGCAUGAGCAGCACUGUGAGUAGCAGCAAUAGCAGCAGUCUUUCUGUUCCAGAGCCCAAAUGCAUCCCGACGGUCUCCAAUCCAAACAGUGUAUACCAGUUCAGUGAGUUUGGGCAGCCCCCUCCCAUGCAAAACUGGGGGACGUACCCUAAAAGAAAACCAUAUGUUGCUGAGGGCUACCAGCAGCAUUCUUCAGGAGGACCAUACCCACCUCAUAAGAGUUUUAAGGGCUACAGGCCCUCCUAUGCCUUCUCUGGCCCAAGGGUGGAUCGAUAUCACUGGGUCAGCAAGAACCGCUCUUAGACUUUCAUUUUAAAACCAAAGUGUAUCAUUGUUUUGUUGAUCAGCUAUGCAGGCAUAUGUGAGUGUUAUUGAAUAUAACUUAAAUGUAAUGAUUUAAUAAAUUAUUUAUGGAGUCAUGUGGCAAUGCCAUGAAUGCACUUUUAAAGUUAAUUUUAUUAAAUGGUUUUUGUGGAGUGGAAAAGACUUUCUGAAUAAAAUCUAUUUUAAUAAAA
This is a messenger RNA of Ctenopharyngodon idella (grass carp), 1193 nucleotides long. It is a transcript of the gene btg4, whose product is annotated as B-cell translocation gene 4. The transcript has 4 exons. NCBI's taxonomy places the organism in Eukaryota, Metazoa, Chordata, Actinopteri, Cypriniformes, Xenocyprididae. Gene Ontology annotation, biological process: negative regulation of cell population proliferation; negative regulation of mitotic cell cycle. Gene Ontology annotation, cellular component: cytoplasm; nucleus. The record is from RefSeq and is a predicted model, not a curated record. The coding region runs from base 217 to 981 and encodes 254 amino acids.